AGCAACAUUAUCGAGUAUUUGUCGACACAUUCACUUGGCCAGCAUGACAGUGAAAAGUGUUAAAACAAAAUUGGUCCCGCCGGACGGAGGAUGGGGAUGGGUCGUCCUUUCUUCAGCUCUCGUCGUGAACUUCCUUAUUCCGGGGACUGUGAAGUCGUUCGGUGUCCUUUUCGUCGAAUUUCUUCACGUCUUUAAAGCAUCCUCUACCGCAGCCUCCUGGAUGCCAGCUUUGUGCUACUUUCUAUACAACUCUCUAGGUCCAUUGUCGAGCAUCUUAUCUACCAAGUACUCUUACAAAACAGUAACUAUCAUCGGUGGCGCUUUUGCGGCUUGUGGAAUGAUGUCGAGUUACUUUGCUAAUUCAGUUUCCUACUUGUACAUUAGUUAUGGCUUAAUGGUUGGAAUUGGAGCUGGGCUAACGUUUCCACCAACUGUGUAUAUUGUGACAGCAUAUUUUGAGAGACUUCGAGGUUUUGCUAAUGGCCUGUGCAUCUCUGGUAGUGCAAUUGGAACUAUUGUUUUACCACCAUUUCUGCAAUAUCUUCUUGAUUGUUUUGGAUAUAGAGGUGCAGUAUUAAUUAUGGGUGCAAUCACAUUAAAUACAUUAGUUUGUGGUUUACUAUACCAUCCUGUUGAACAACAUAUGAUAACAGUACCAGUAGAAAGAGGAAUUGAUAAUGAAGGAUUAACAAUAGAUGAACCAGUUCUUGAUCACAAAAAACAAACAGGUAACUUAACAAAAGUAUCCACUAUUACCGAAAAUGAAACAUCAUACAGUGAUACAAGAUUAAAGAAAGAAGAUAACUGUCAAGCUGAAAAUGCAGUAAGUGACUCUAAAGUAAACCACAGUUCAGAAGAUAAAAAUGAUACAACUGAAGAUAAAACUGAAGAUAAAAACACUUUUGACAAAAAAGAUAUGAGCUUUAACAAAGAAAAGGGAAACAUUGUAAAUUAUCACCAAAGUAUGGAUUCACUACGACGAGGAAGUAAUACUUCUGAAAUCAAUAUAACAUCUAAUAAGUUAAAAAUUGAAAAUCCAGAGUUGAAUAACCAGUUGCAGAUUAAAAAUAAAGAUGAAAAGGUUUCUGAAAGUUCAAAAAAAGAUUUAGGAGAACUGUCAGAAAAGCCAGUUUCUAGGACACCAUUCUCCAAAUUAGAAGCAAGUACACGACAAUUCUUUGACUUGAGUGUACUUAGGGAUCCAAUUUAUUUAGUGAUUCUGAUUUCAAACUCCACCUCAGCUAUCAGCAAUACCAAUUUUAUGAUUCUACUGCCUUCUUAUGCUAUUUCUCAAGGUUUUGAUAAAAAUUCUUCGGCUUUGCUUUUAUCGGUUGUUUCUGCUCUUGAUUUAGUUGGAAGAAUCAGUGGUGCUUCACUGUCAGAUAUUGAUUUUGUGCCAAAAUAUUACUAUUUCGUUGGUGGUCUUGGUACUAGUGGAAUAGCUUUAGCACUAUUACCUAUGGCAACAAGUUAUACAAUGCUUUCCUUUUUUUGCGCAUUGUUUGGAUUAUCUUCGGGUAUGUACAUCGGUAUCACAACUGUAAUUCUAGCCGAUAUGCUUGGCACAGAAAAACUUAGUUCAUCUUAUGGAAUAUCUUUAUUCGUUAAUGGAGUUCUUCAAUUAAUUGGUCCACCUAUCUGUGGUGUUGUUUUUGAGGAAGUAGGAACAUAUAAGCCUAUUUUUUUAACUUUUGGUAUUAUACUUAUUCUUGGCACUGCACUGUGGGCAGUUGUACCUCUUAUAAAAAGGAGUAGUAAGAAAAAUUUACAAGUUGUAUAA
Messenger RNA from Habropoda laboriosa, 1780 nucleotides. RefSeq names its product monocarboxylate transporter 13-like. Lineage: Eukaryota; Metazoa; Arthropoda; Insecta; Hymenoptera; Apidae. Gene Ontology annotation, molecular function: monocarboxylic acid transmembrane transporter activity. The record is from RefSeq and is a predicted model, not a curated record. Bases 44 to 1780 code for a protein of 578 amino acids. The transcript is spliced from 6 exons. Gene Ontology annotation, biological process: transmembrane transport; monocarboxylic acid transport.